Exophiala oligosperma is the source of this 2241-nucleotide messenger RNA. RefSeq lists its product as uncharacterized. The transcript has 2 exons. NCBI's taxonomy places the organism in Eukaryota, Fungi, Ascomycota, Eurotiomycetes, Chaetothyriales, Herpotrichiellaceae. Gene Ontology annotation, cellular component: plasma membrane. The record is from RefSeq and is a predicted model, not a curated record. The coding region runs from base 180 to 2051 and encodes 623 amino acids. Gene Ontology annotation, biological process: glycerol transmembrane transport; water transport. Gene Ontology annotation, molecular function: water channel activity; glycerol channel activity.
GUAUCUAUGCAAUUUAUCGUAUUCUGGUAGUGCUAUUGCCAUUUACUAAGUUAGAAAAAUAUCUUUCUUCAGUCACUCCCUUCGCAAUGCCUUUCCUGUGCCAUUGACACAUGAUGGGCUAUUGCCUGCACACAACUGACUUACGUCCUACUAUUGAAGACGAUUGCUUACCGUGAACGAUGGAGAACAACCCCCAAAGCAAUGAUCCAGAAGAGCAACGACCACGAGUUUCAUCUCGAGAGUAUUCUGGCCAGAGUGUUCCUGAAUCAUCUUCACCGGCACACUCACGUCCGAGAUAUGCAGAAUUCAGCUUCGGUCCAGCUAGUUUGAGGCAUCGAGUUGCGAGCACAGCUGGAAGCCCAGGCCCAGCGAGAUCCUUUCUUGCCCCACGCGACUACAACAGAACCUCUGUCGCUAUUGCACCAUCGACCUUCCAUGAUCCAGAUACAGCCUCAAGGACAUUCUCUUUGGCAGGGCCAGCACCUAUCGAUGCCAACACGUCUAAUCAACCAUACGUUGACCCUGGUUACGCACAACUGAACCCUGCCUAUGAUCAACCGCCUAACGUUCGGCCAGUAUGGGGUCUGGCAAAACCUUUGCCACGAGUGCUGCGACCUGGCAUGGUCCCAGCCAAAGAUGAGCUAGAACAGGAAGCUGUGGAAGAGAGAGAAGCACCACCGCAUGCAGACAUCGAAGCUGGUAGAAUCGAGCCGACACUUCGUCUGGACAAGGCGUCUUCUCAACUUGACACGAUUCGCCGCGAGAGAGAACUAUCGCUUUUCCGAGCCUAUCAACACCACCUUUCUGAAUCCCCGACACUGUCAGCCGUUGGGGCUAGAAGAAGAUCGUCAGAUGCGCGGACCGAGACACCCACAACUCGCGUCCGGACUCAUCAGACUAUACCAGAAGAGUCAUUGCCAGAUGUGGAAGCAUUUCCUCAGUUGAGCGAGGCUAUUGCGACAGUCCACCAAGCACGCGAGGAGCAGGAGGAAACAAAAGCUCCUUACCAAGAUGCUGUACCCUUGCCUGCGUAUCAAGCUGAGGAUGACGAGAUUCAUAACCUUCAUACCUAUUGGUCAAUCGUUCGUUUGAGAUUCCGUGAACCUCUUGCGGAACUUCUCGCGAUAACUGUCCAAUACACUCUCGGAUUCAGCGUAAAUCUCUCGCUCACAGUCUCUCGUGGUACAGCCGGCGCCGGUGAUACAGGGUCUUGGGCUUGGGGUCUUGCCACCAUGGUUGCUAUUUACAUCGCAGGUGGCAUCUCUGGAGCUCACCUCAACCCAGCAAUUUCAGUCAUGCUUUAUAUUUUCCGCGGCUUCCCCCUUUCCAAAAUCCCCAGCUACGUCGCUGCGCAGAUGUUGGGAGCUUUUCUUGCCACUUUGAUUGCUUUCGGGAUUUUCAAACCAGGCUUAAUGGCGCUGCUACAUGAGCAAGGAUCGUUGUCACUUCAGAGUGGGAUCAACGAUCUCUCCUCGUCAUCCAUGUCGACAUUGUCUCCGACGAUCGUACUGUCUAAUUUCAUCACGUUCCCGCGCACACCGUGGGUCGACACAGGCACCGCAUUCCUGACCGAGCUUAGUGGGACCACAAUACUUGUCAUAUCUGUUCUGGCGCUGGGAGACAACACCAACGCCCCCCCUGGGGCGGGCAUGAAUGCCUUCGUCGUCGGACUUCUUAUCGCCGUGCUAGGUAUGGCGUUUGGGUACAACACAGGGCUGGCAAUGAACCCCGUGCGCGACUUUGGUCCCCGUCUCGCGCUAUGGGUUUUAGGAUAUGAUCCAGAGCUCCUCUUUGCCGAUGGUUACUGGUUCAAAGUCAACUGGCUUGGUCCUUUGACCGGGGCAAUCCUAGGUGGCUUCUUGUACGAUGCCUUCAUCUUUGUUGGCGGAGAGUCGCCUGUUAACUAUCCGACCAGGCGGAUCAGACGAGCUGCCAGGAAGUGGAGGAAGAGGUGGAGGGCCAGGAUGAGGAGGACGAAGAAGAAGGUUGGAGGAAUCAAAGGCGGCGUGCUUGGAGGUGGGAACAGAGGCUACGAGGCUGUCGAAGGAUAAAGCUUUCGUGUCUUUAGUUGAUUGUUCGGAUAUCUGAAACACGGCGGAUAGCUAGAGUUGCGAUCUGCAUAGCAUCCUGAGGCAUACACGAUUGUCCAAAAGGAAAUGUAUUUGCAAUAUAUACUUAGAGGGCUAUGGGAGGCGUGAGGAUGAGUCGAAGAUGGAGUGUCUAGCAGAAACUGUGGAUGCG